Phlebotomus papatasi is the source of this 1023-nucleotide messenger RNA. RefSeq lists its product as uncharacterized. The record is from RefSeq and is a predicted model, not a curated record. The transcript is spliced from 3 exons. Gene Ontology annotation, cellular component: ciliary transition zone. The coding region runs from base 138 to 551 and encodes 137 amino acids. Gene Ontology annotation, biological process: non-motile cilium assembly. NCBI's taxonomy places the organism in Eukaryota, Metazoa, Arthropoda, Insecta, Diptera, Psychodidae.
AUUUUUAAGUGAGGUUAAGUUUACAACUUUUUUUUCUCUCUGGGCUGGGGACGGAAAAUUGUAUUUUUGGGGAAUCAGAAAGUUGCAUUUUUCUGUGCUUUUUUCCGUGUUAAUAAUGUGAAAUAGUGGGUGGAAAAAUGGUGAACGCCAGUUUAACCUAUGAAAUAUUGCUCUAUCUCAAUUCCUUCUACUUUGGAAUGUUUGGGCCCUGUGAAGUUGGAAUGGGAGUCCUGAAAGGCGUGAAUCUUACCUAUACUAAAGAUAGUUUGCUGCGAGAUGCAUUACUUCUAGUUUCUCUCCUCAUAGCAGAAUCCAUCCGAAUAUAUUGCGGUCGACACGGAAGUCUCAGUGAUCAUGGUUGGCGUGUUAUAUGUUCGGUUUUCCUCACAUUUCCCAGUGCAGGCGCAGUCACAUAUUUACUCUACUUUCAGACCUAUACCCUAGGUCUGGAAUACAUCCUCUGUGCCUUACUGUUGGCUCUUCAGAUAACUGAAUUAUUUUAUGCCCUCUUGUUUGUAUUGACCAUGUGCCGUCCACCAAAUUACAAUUAAAAGUGCAACCACGACGGGUGCAUAAAUCCUCAAAGACCCAAAGACACUUUGUAAAAAAAAGCAAACGUCUAGUCAUAGCAAUAGCAGUGGACGGAGAAAGCGGAAUUUUCUAAUGGAUGUGAAUCCCUAAACUGCCCUGCUCCCCCCCAAAAAAACCAAAGACCCUCAAAAAUGGAAAAUUUUGGUGUAGAAAAAGAAAAGUUGAGUGAAAUAAUCUCCUAUGUGUGUUCACAAGUUUCGGUGUAAUUGAGUGUUUUCUUUUUCAAUCUCGUUUAUGAGGACCAUUCAAAAAAUAUAAUUUAAUGUAGUAAGGACAAGUUGAAGAACUAAGAAAGUAAAAAAAAACAAACUUGACGCAUAUUAUCAAUAUAAUCGAUAAAUUUCGUUUUAAUGGAAGAAUAGAUACUCAAUUUACUUACGUUCUUGUAUAAUAACUCCUUAUACAAUAAAUUUUGCACUAUAAUAAAUUUGA